UUGCAGCUACGCGAAGUAAGCGACGCGAUAUAUGGCACAAUACCACUGUACUACCCAUUGAACUUGAUUAUAGAUACCAGUGAGUUUCAGCGACUACGGCGGCUCAAGCAGACUGGUGUUUUGGCAUUUGUUUUCCCCGGUGCUGAACAUUCACGGUUUACCCAUUGUCUAGGAGUGUACCAUCUCGCCAGCACUUUUGUGAAAUCGCUGGCUGAUAGACUGAAUUUGAAUAUUAGUUCAAGGGACCAACUUUGUGUAGCAAUUGCAGGGCUGUGCCACGACAUCGGUAGCUGGUUCCUUUAUUUUCCUGUUUUAUAUCAUGAGGAGGCGACAGUGCAAUUAUUUAGAAGGAUAUGCUCGAACAGCAAGCUGAAGAAAGAACUCGAUGAUUUUUUAGAGCCUGAAGACUAUAUUUUCAUUGAAGAGUUAAUAUCUCCUCCAAAAAAGAAAUUUAACGAGAAUGGUCAUUGGAUUUGCAAAGGCCGUCCUGCAGAAAAGUCAUAUUUGUACGAUAUCAUAUGCAAUAAUAACGACUCUUUUGAUGUUGAUAAGUAUGAUUACAUAUUACGAGAUGCAACCUUUACAGGUAUGGGUCUCGCCAUGAACCUGAAUACCGUUCGAAGGAUAAUUAAUGGGGCGAUGCCGUUGGAAGCAGCUGAUAAGUUUGGGAACAAAUGUUUAAGACUUUGUUAUGCGUAUAAAGUUUUCAACGAACUACAGAGUGUUGCCGAAAGUAGAUACCAUCUGCACAGCUCAGUUUACAACCAAAAAGCAGUAUGCGCCUGCGAGUAUCUAACUGUCCAAGCGUUCAAGGCAGCUGCCCGUUUCAUAAAAUUUAUUGGUGACGAUGGAAAAGAGUAUGAUUUAGGACAUGUUACAGAAAAUUUAGGAGCAUUCCUCCAGUGUGACGAUGGAGUUUUUGAUGAGAUAUUAAGAUCCAGAUCUGAAGAGCUACGUGUUGCUAGAAAUUACGUUGACUGUUUGAUUCACAGGCGUUUACCAAAGUAUGUAGCUGCAGUGGAAAUAAGAGAUGGUGAAAUUGCAGAGAAGUGGACAGAUGAGAGUAGAUGGUUGCAUUGCGGUAUGGGUAUCAGCAAGAGCCCACUGAGUGAAGUUUACAUGUACGAUCAGAAGAGCUUUGUCCCGAAACCUUAUCGCGCUAGAGAUCAAUGGCUGAAAGACAACCCGCGUUAUCUGGCUGGGAACUUCACUGUUACUGCUUUUGUUUCGUUCGAGGCGUACGAAAAUCAGAGAGAGAUUAUUGAGGCAGUAUAUAAAGCUUUUUCAAGUGUGUUUGGAAACGGCGAUUAUAUUGCUCCGGUAAUGCACUGA
This is a messenger RNA of Enterobius vermicularis (human pinworm), 1332 nucleotides long. NCBI's taxonomy places the organism in Eukaryota, Metazoa, Nematoda, Chromadorea, Rhabditida, Oxyuridae. The record is from the annotation of a GenBank genome assembly.